Messenger RNA from Kuraishia capsulata CBS 1993, 1350 nucleotides. RefSeq lists its product as uncharacterized. Gene Ontology annotation, molecular function: structural constituent of cytoskeleton; GTP binding. The record is from RefSeq and is a predicted model, not a curated record. Gene Ontology annotation, biological process: nuclear division; mitotic cell cycle; microtubule cytoskeleton organization. The transcript has 2 exons. Gene Ontology annotation, cellular component: spindle; nucleus; microtubule. The coding region runs from base 1 to 1350 and encodes 449 amino acids. NCBI's taxonomy places the organism in Eukaryota, Fungi, Ascomycota, Pichiomycetes, Pichiales, Pichiaceae.
AUGAGAGAAGUUCUUAGUGUUAACGUUGGCCAAGCCGGUUGCCAGAUCGGAAACGCAUGUUGGGAGCUUUACUCGCUCGAACACGGGAUCACUCCAGAUGGCUAUCUUCAAGAAGGUUUAACUCAGCCCAAGGGUGGUUCUGAUGGAUUCUCCACUUUCUUCUCAGAGACUGGUUCUGGAAAGUAUGUUCCAAGAGCUUUGUAUGUUGACCUUGAGCCAAACGUGAUCGACGAGGUCAGAACUGGAACUUACCGCAAUUUGUUUCACCCGGACCAGUUGAUUUCCGGAAAGGAAGAUGCUGCCAAUAACUACGCCAGAGGACAUUACACUGUCGGACGCGAACUGCUUGAUGACAUUCUCGAGCGUGUGCGCAAGAUGGCUGACCAAUGUGACGGACUCCAGGGAUUCUUGUUUACCCACUCGCUCGGUGGAGGUACUGGUUCUGGUCUCGGAGCUUUGCUUCUGGAGCAAUUCUCCAACGAAUACGGGAAGAAGGCCAAGCUGGAGUUCGCUGUUUACCCAGCCCCACAGGUCGCCACCUCCGUAGUUGAGCCAUACAACACCGUUCUGUCCACGCACAUGACUUUGGAAAAUGCAGACUGUACUUUCAUGGUUGACAAUGAGGCCAUUUACGACAUGUGCCGCAAGAACCUGGGAAUCUCCAGACCAAGUCUUGGUAACCUCAACAACCUGAUUGCGCAGGUGGUUUCCUCUGUUACAGCCUCGCUCAGAUUUGACGGUUCACUCAACGUUGAUCUGAACGAGUUCCAGACCAACCUGGUGCCAUACCCAAGAAUUCAUUUCCCAUUGGUUUCGUACGCUCCGGUGCUCUCCAAGUCUAGAAGCACGCACGAAGCCAAUUCUGUCCAAGAGAUCACAAACGCGUGUUUCGAACCUGGUAACCAGAUGGUCAAGUGUGAUCCUAAACAGGGUAAGUACAUGGCCACCUGUUUGCUCUACCGUGGUGACGUUGUCAACCGUGAUGUCCAGACCGCUGUGGCCCACGUCAAGACCAAGAAGUCUGUUCAGCUCGUCGACUGGUGCCCAACAGGAUUCAAGAUUGGUAUCUGUUUCCAGAAGGCCACCCCAACUCCAGGCUCCGAGCUCGCCGAUGUCGAGAGAAACGUGUGUAUGCUCUCCAACACCACUGCGAUUGCCUCCGCCUGGAACAAGAUCGACGCCAAGUUCGAUCUCAUGUACAAGAAGAGAGCCUUCGUCCACUGGUAUGUCUCGGAAGGUAUGGAAGAGGGCGAGUUCGCCGAAGCCAGAGAGGAUCUGGCCGCUUUGGAGAACGAUUACAUUGAGCUGGGAAGCGACAGUCUGGGUGACGACUACAAGGAGGAGUAUUGA